Messenger RNA from Symbiodinium necroappetens, 352 nucleotides. The record is from the annotation of a GenBank genome assembly. NCBI's taxonomy places the organism in Eukaryota, Dinophyceae, Suessiales, Symbiodiniaceae.
AUGAUGGUGUGGCAGCUGUUGCGGGCUGGGGCGGACCUAAAUCUCGCCGACGACGAUGGCAGAACACCUCUUCAUGCAGUCCUUCAUUCGCACGAAGAGAUGGCUCAGUUCCACCGUUCCCAAGACAAUGACCUGAUCUCACGUGGCUUCCAGAUUAUCUUGGAAGUUCUUUUGGAUGGAGGAGCCGAGAAGAACUUGGCUGACAACUUCGGGCGAACACCGUUGCAUGUGGCAGCAAGACAAGGGAAUCUUGCUCUUCUGCACUUGAUCCUGAAAGCGAGAGCUGACCCUGACUUGGGUGACGACGAUCACCGCACCGCACUCCAUGCAGCUUCCGAUCUUGGCCUUGACA